Molecule: messenger RNA, 1218 nt
Organism: Oikopleura dioica
Lineage: Eukaryota; Metazoa; Chordata; Appendicularia; Copelata; Oikopleuridae
Source: the annotation of a GenBank genome assembly
AUGUCCGAAGUCGAAUAUUACGACCAGAAGGUUGUCAAACGACAUUAUCCAAGGGAACAAGAAUCACAAACAGGACGUCUCUGUUUUCAGUUUGAUGCAGAUCCAAACCUUAUGCUCGUGAAAAAUAAAAUUGCCAUUCAUAUAACAAUCGAAUUGAAAAAAGGCUAUAUACCAUCUAACGGAUUUGCAAGCAAACAAUUUGGAAAAACUGAAGUCGCUGUCAACUCCCAAAUCAUAGACAGUUCCAACUCAAACUCGCACUAUUUUAUGGCUGAUUAUUUGACGAAGCGGACAAACUUCGACCCCUUGUACGUUGCAACCGGAUUCCAGAUAGAAGGAUACUAUGAUGAGUAUCACUAUGAAACAAUACAGGAUGAAACCUCGAAGGAAACUAUUCGAACUGGUCGGAGACCUCAGUGCUUUGUCAAUGAAGCUGGAAACUAUGUUUACGAACUUAUUUUCCUGCCUACUCAUGGAUUCUUCCUUGAAAAUAAGCCACUACCUCUCAACACAGAUCUUUCAAUCUCAUUCUAUCGUCUGAAGCACGAAUUUUCAACAAUAUUCCAUGGAACUGAGUUUCAAGAAAAGUAUUCACCGGGGGAAGUACUCAAGAUCACUGACGCCUAUGCACUCGCUGAAUAUGUCUCAUCACCAAGUCUGCGUAAUUACUUUUCAAGAAUCCGUUCGAAACCGAUCUCCUACAAAUUCAACGACACUAUGAUCACAACUUUGACUCUUCCUAAAGGAAGAAAACAUGUCCUUUUGCAUAACGCGCUUGGUGGAAAUACACCAGCAUAUAUUUUCUUUGGCCUUAUUGACACUAAAGCUCUGGAAGGAGAUGACUCGAUGGAAUCGACAAAUUUCUCAUUCAAUCCAGAUUUGAUCUCAGUCAAUGCGAUGCUUAAUGGACAAUCGCUAAAUGGAUAUCCUCAGAAAGUAACAAAUCAGUAUCCGAUUCUAUCGUAUUGGAAAUAUCAAGACGCUCUUGGUCGAAUCGCUCAGAGUGAUCUUUCCUAUGUGCUUUCAAUGGAAAACUACAAAAGCAACACAAUUUUCGGACAUGAAUUCGAGGGAGAAGAAGUUUCUCAAGGCUGGCUCUCAUUCUCAUUCGAUUUCAAAGAAGAUCUGACCAAAGACCUCUCAAUUGUCAUUUGGUCAAUUGUGUCUGUUAAGCUUACGAUAGAUGAGCAUAAACAAGUCGAAAAAACUCUUCUUUGA